Peronospora matthiolae is the source of this 495-nucleotide messenger RNA. The record is from the annotation of a GenBank genome assembly. Lineage: Eukaryota; Oomycota; Peronosporomycetes; Peronosporales; Peronosporaceae.
AUGAGCAUGGAUUUUGUGUUUGGCCUACCGAAAGAUAUGGAAGGCAACACUGGUAUUGUGGUCUUCAUUGACCGUUUGAGCAAGACGGCUCAUUUAGCGGCUGUGCCGGACACAGUCGAUGCUGAAGGUACAGCAAAGCUUUUUAUCGACCGUGUGUUUCACCAACAUGGCUUGCCUGUGUCAAUUGUCUCUGAUAGAGAUCCUCGCUUUGCUGGAAAGUUUUGGAAGUCUAUCUUCAAGGUGCUGGGCACUCGGUUGAACAUGUCCACAGCGGAUCAUCCGCAGACCGACGGUCAUACUGAGCGUGUUAACCGCGUCAUCAACGACAUUUUGCGGAGUGUUUGCGCUGAUACGCCUAGGCGUUGGAGCUCAGUGCUCCCUGUUGUUGAGUUUGCGUUGAAAAACGCUGUUCAUGCAUCCACAGGCUUUACUCCGUUCUGUAUAAACGGUCUCACUCACUCACCCCCGCGUUCCGUUAACGCUAUCACUACGUGA